CCUUCUGGGAAAGGAAGACAAACCUUCCAUACUGAAAUUCUUAACGUACCGACUCCUAUCAAGUGAAUUGGAGGAUGAAGAAACCGGGCAUAGUUACUAUAGUAGUGAACUGCACACAAUCAGUUUGCAUUACCCUAACGCGAGUUCCGAUAUUGGACGGAAAAUAGUGCUGUGCUGCAGUGGGAAACGCUUUGGCAUGUUGGUGCGCACCAAAUCGUGUGUCUGUGUGCAGGCAGCGCCCACACGGCCUACUUUGUGGGUUGCGGCUCACAAAUGGAAACGCUUCGGCUUGUCCGUGAUUAUGAGAUACUUGCCUUUUAGGCGAAGCCCGAUAAGUUCUCACGUUUCCAUCUUUUUGCAAUCCAUACAAGAAAACCAGAAAUUCGAAACAGAUAAGGCAGUUCUGGGAACUCCAUAUGGCGAAGGAAAAAGCUGCUUUGGAGAACCAAGCAACAAAAAGGAUAUCCGAAAUACAGUCAUCCAUUCCACUGCUGUCUCGGAACUUGCACGGAGUAAGAUUACAUUAGCGAUCCAGGAAUCAGAUCCAUUUAAUAUUAACCGUGAGUGUGCUGAUUGCAACACUGCUGAGAGAGGCGAAACCCUCAGAAAUGCGACAGAGAUCAUCCAUACGGACAGUAGUCCUCGAUGCGCAACUAAAGCGCAAAUCUACAAGUGGUAG
Molecule: messenger RNA, 679 nt
Organism: Ambispora leptoticha
Lineage: Eukaryota; Fungi; Glomeromycota; Glomeromycetes; Archaeosporales; Ambisporaceae
Source: the annotation of a GenBank genome assembly